Molecule: messenger RNA, 4301 nt
Organism: Salvelinus fontinalis (brook trout)
Lineage: Eukaryota; Metazoa; Chordata; Actinopteri; Salmoniformes; Salmonidae
Product: NLR family CARD domain-containing protein 3-like
Exons: 13
Coding region: 96-3833 (1245 amino acids)
Molecular function (GO): protein binding
Source: RefSeq, a predicted model, not a curated record
GUAAAGUUGGUAUUUUGUACUGGAUCCAUUUUGAGACAAAUGAGCAGAAAACACUAUAUGCAGAGAAGUACAAAAUAAAGGGUCAGUGCUCUGAAAUGAGUCUCUCUGGGGAGAGAGAGGAGGGGGACCCUGCCUCUGAAAUGAGUCUCUCUGAGGAGAGAGAGGAGGGGGACCCUGCCUCUGAAAUGAGUCACUCUGAGGAACAUGACACCAAAGCUAAGAGCCCAAUCAAGCGCAAGAGACCAGCCUCCCUUGCACCCAGCUGUGUGUCCAUGAAGAGUGACCGGUCUAUGUUUCCUCCUAUAACGUUUAGAGAGGGAGACUUUUCUACUGAACAAAGGGGUCCGUGUUCUAAAAUGAGUAUCUCUGGAGAGAGGGAGGAGGGGGGCCCUGUCUCUAAAAUGAGUCUCUCUGGAGAGAGAGAGGGGGGCCCUGUCUCUAAAAUGAGUCUCUCUGGGGAACAUGAGAUCAAAGUUAAGAGUCCAAUCAAGCAGGAGAGACCAGCCUCCCUUGCACCCAGCUGUGUGUCCAUGAAGAGUGACCGGUCUAUGUUUCCUCCUAUAACGUUUAGAGAGGGAGACUUUUCUACUGAACAAAGUUACCAACAGGAGAGAUCAGAGUCAGAGAUUCUCAGUGGUCAAUCUUCCCAGAGUCAUCAAACAGACCUGGCCUCCAUAUUCAGUUUGCUUGAAGAGAAUAUUAUGACAUUUGUGAAGAACGAGCUGAAGAUGUUCAAGAGGAUUCUUAGUCCAGAACUCCCAGAAGGCUUUGAGUUUCAGAAGCAGGAUAUGGAAAUGGUGGAUGCUGAAGAUGAGCAGCAGGAGAGCAGUGCCAGAGAGGGGGCUCUGAAGAUCACACUGCACAUCCUGAGGAAAAUGAACCAGAAGGAGCUUGCUGACACACUGGAGAAAAAUUCAGUAGAGCUUGAUGUGAUUUGCCAACGUCAACUCAAAUCUAAUCUAAAGAAGAAAUUUCAAUGUAUAUUUGAGGGGAUCGCUAAACAAGGAAACCCAACACUUCUCAAUAAGAUCUACACAGAGCUCUACAUCACAGAGGGUGGAACAGGAGAGGUCAAUAAUGAACAUGAGCUGAGACAGAUUGAGACAACAACCAGGAAACAAGCAAUACCAGAGAGAGGAAUCAAAUGUAACGACAUCUUCAAACCCUUAACUGGACAAGACAAACCGAUCAGAACUGUGCUGACAAAGGGAGUCGCUGGCAUUGGAAAAACAGUCUCUGUGCAGAAGUUCAUUCUGGACUGGGCUGAAGGAAAAGCAAAUCAGGAUGUCCAAUUUGUAUUUUCAUUCCCUUUUCGGGAGCUGAAUUUGAUGAAAGGGGAAAAACACACUUUGAUUGAUCUUCUCAAUCACUUCUCAAUGGAAACCAAAGAAUCAAGAAUCUCCAACUACGACAAGUACAAAGUUCUGUUCAUCUUUGAUGGUCUGGAUGAGUGCCGACUGCCCCUAGACUUCCAGAAGAACAAGAUCUGUUGUGACGUCACAAAGUCAACCUCAGUGGACGUUCUGCUGACAAAUCUCAUCAAGGGAAAUCUGCUUCCCUCUGCUCUCCUCUGGAUAACUACCCGACCUGCAGCAGCCAAUAAGAUCCCUUCAGGGUGUGUUGACCAGGUGACAGAGGUACGAGGGUUCAAUGACCCACAGAAGGAGGAGUACUUCAGGAAGAGAUUCAGGGAUAAGGACCUGGCCAGCAGAAUCAUCUCACACAUAAAGACAUCAAGGAGCCUCCACAUCAUGUGCCACAUUCCAGUCUUCUGUUGGAUUUCUGCAACAGUCCUUGAACACAUGCUGAAACAGAAGAGAGAAGAGAUGCCCAAGACUCUGACUGAGAUGUACACACACCUUGUGGUGUUUCAUACCAAAUGGAAGAAUGAAAAAUAUCUUGGGAAAGAAGAGGCAGGUCCUGACUGGAGUAAAGAGAGCAUUCUGUCACUGGGAAAGCUGGCUUUUCAACAGCUUCUGAAUCACAAUCUGAUUUUCUAUGAAGAAGACCUGAAAGAGGCUGGCAUUGAUGUCAAUGAAGCCUCAGUGUACUCAGGAUUGUGCACACAGCUCUUUAAAGAGGAAUGUGGGCUGUACCAGGACAAGGUGUACUGCUUUGUGCAUCUGAGCAUUCAGGAGUUUCUGGCUGCUGUAUAUGUGUUCCUCUCAUUCAUCAACAACAAUGAGAAUCUAAUGGCCAAACCGCAAUCAACUUCCAGUAACUUUACUGCACUGUUCAGAGACAAGCCUGAAGUUGCUUUCUACAAGAGUGCUGUGGAUAAAGCCUUACAAAGUGAGACAGGAAACCUGGACCUUUUCCUUCGCUUCCUUCUGGGCCUCUCACUGGAGUCCAAUCACAAGCACUUACGAGGUCUACUGACAAAGACAAGAAGCAGCUCACAGAGCCAUGAAGAAACAGUCAAGUACAUCAAGGAGAAGAUCAGGGAGAAUCCCUCUCCAGAGAGGUGCAUCAAUCUGUUCCACUGUCUGAAUGAACUGAAUGACCAUUCUCUAGUGGAGGAGAUUCAAAGCUACCUGAGAUCAGGAAGUGUCUCAAAAGCCAAACUGUCACCUGCACAGUGGUCAGCUCUGGUCUUUGUGUUGCUGACAUCAGAGAAGGAGGUGGAUGUGUUUGACCUGAAGAAAUACUCCAGAUCAGAGGAAGGUCUUCUGAGGCUGCUGCCAGUGAUCAAAGCUUCCAGAGCUGCUCUGCUGUCAGGCUGUGGAGUCACAGAGGAAGGUUGUGCUUCUCUGGUCUCAGCUCUGGAGUCAAACCCCUCACACCUGAGAGAGCUGGAUCUGAGUAACAAUGACCUGAAGGAUUCAGGAGUGAAGCUUCUCUCUGCUGGACUUAGGAAUCCCCACUGUAAACUGGAGACUCUGAGGCUGUCAGGCUGUGGAGUCACAGAGGAAGGUUGUACUUCUCUGGUCUCAGCUCUGAGGUCAAACCCCUCACACCUGAGAGAGCUGGAUCUGAGUAACAAUGACCUGAACAAUUCAGGAGUGAACCUGCUCUCUGAUGGACUAGGGAAUCCCCACUGUCAACUGGAGACUCUGAGGCUGUCAUUCUGUCUAGUCACAGAGGAAGGCUGUGCUUCUCUGGUCUCAGCUCUGAAGUCAAACCCCUCACACCUGAGAGAGCUGGAUCUGAGCUACAAUCACCCAGGAGACUCAGGAGUCAGACUGCUCUCUGCUGGACUGGAGGAUCCACACUGCAGACUGGAGAAACUCAAUGUGGAAUAUGGUGGAGAGUACACAAUGAAACCUGGGCUUAGAAAAUAUGCCUGUGAUCUCACACUGGACCCAAACACAGUAAACAUACACCUCUCUCUGUCUGAGGAAAACACAAAGGUGACAUGGAGGAGGGAGAGGCAGCCGUAUCCUGAUCACCUAGAGAGAUUUGAGGACUGUGGACAGGUGCUGUGUAGAGAGGGUCUGACUGGGCGCUGUUACUGGGAGGUAGAGUGGAGUGGGAGUGUGGCAAUUAUAGGAGUGACAUAUAAAGGAAUCAGCAGGAGAGGAGGGGGUAUGGACUGUCUGAUUGGAUGGAAUGACAAGUCCUGGAGUCUGUUCUGCUCUUACAAUAGUUACAAAGCCUAUCACAAUAAUAAUCCCACUACCAUAGACGUCCCCCCCUCCAGCCCCCACAGAGUAGGAGUGUAUCUGGACUGGCCAGCCGGCACUCUGUCCUUCUACAGAGUCUCCUCUGACUCACUGACCCACCUGUACACAUUCCACACUACAUUCACUGAGACCCUCUAUCCAGGAUUUAGGGUUUGGUUUGAAGACUCCUCAGUGUCCCUGUGUCAAACACAACAUGAUGUUUCACUCUAAUCCUGGUCAUGUUCAGUAAGACACAAUGGAGCAACAAUGUAGAAUAUCUCUCUAGUGUGUAAACAUACGAUUGUAAAUAUUCAUGAAUACACACUAUUGAAGUUGACAGACAUUGUCAACUAGAUUCUUUCAUUAAUAGAAUGAAUCACCACACUGUCUGGUAAAAACUGUUUUCAUUUAGAAAUCACUGAUCUUGUUGUUAUUGGUCUUCUUGGUGUUUGUAAAUAUUGUUGUCUGUAAAAAGUUAAUAUGUUAAAUUCUUGACACAACAAUCAUGUUUCUGUAUAAACUCAAUUCCACUGAAUGAAAUGUACAUGUGACAGAUGUGACUAAUAAAGGUUAAUCAACCUGAUGAAAGAAGAGAGGUGGAAAUGUUUUAUUAUUGAUCAGAAUAUGACAGUACAGUAAAUGGACUACAGUAAUAGGGGUUGUGUUCAGUACAUAGAAAUGGGUCUUAUUCAGAUGAAA